This is a messenger RNA of Mugil cephalus (flathead mullet), 7103 nucleotides long. RefSeq names its product diacylglycerol kinase delta. The transcript has 31 exons. The record is from RefSeq and is a predicted model, not a curated record. NCBI's taxonomy places the organism in Eukaryota, Metazoa, Chordata, Actinopteri, Mugiliformes, Mugilidae. Gene Ontology annotation, molecular function: ATP-dependent diacylglycerol kinase activity. Gene Ontology annotation, biological process: lipid phosphorylation; intracellular signal transduction; diacylglycerol metabolic process. Bases 298 to 3576 code for a protein of 1092 amino acids.
CCUGGCCGCCCGCGAGCACCCAACGCCGGCUGUCGGAGCCACCCAGGCCGGGCAACAGGAGCGGUAGACGCCGCCGCCGCCGCUUUACCUCCUCCCGACGCGGAGAACGACGGGGUGGGGGGCCAAGAAAAUUCAACCAAGAAUUGGCCCCUGAUAGAGAUACUGGGAAGAGAGCAGCGUCCCAGAGCCCAUCGUGCCAUCCUCCGGGCCUCAACAAACACCCUGCUUCUUCUCCUGCUGCUUUCCAUCCACCUUUAAAUCCUCCACCGCCUCCUCCUCGCGCCUCUCAAGCCCGUCAUGGCGUCCAAGCUGAACCCCAACGUCCUGUACGUGUCGGGGCCCGGCGAGUCCCUGGGGUCGCCCCAGGCCGACUCUGAGAGGACUCAUAUCGCGGGAGAAGCAGGCGAAGAGUCGUCGGACAGCGACGGAGAACAAGAAGAGACGUCACACAAGCUGAUCCGCAAAGUGUCGACCUCGGGACAGAUAAGGGCCAAGAAAAGCGUGAAGGAGGGAACCCUGUUAAAGCAGACCAGCUCCUUCCAGAGAUGGAAGAGGAGGUACUUCAAACUCAGAGGGAGGACUCUCUACUAUGCCAAAGACUGCAAGUCCCUGAUUUUUGAUGAAGUGGACCUUUCAGAUGCCAGCGUGGCUGAGACCAGCACCAAGAACAUCAACAACAGCUUCACAGUGAUUACUCCAUUUCGCAAAUUAAUGUUAUGCGCCGAGAGCAGGAAGGAAAUGGAGGACUGGAUCUCUGCUCUCAAAUCCGUCCAAAAAUGGGAAACCUACGAAGCCAGUCAGUUCAACAUGGAGCAUUUCUCCGGGAUGCACAACUGGUACGCCUGCUCGCACGCCAGACCGACCUUCUGCAACGUCUGCAGAGAGGCGCUGCCAGGCGUCACCUCCCACGGUCUGUCCUGUGAAGUUUGCAAGUUCAAGGCUCAUAAGCGCUGCGCUGUUCGCUCCACCAACAACUGCAAAUGGACCACACUGGCCUCCAUAGGAAACGACAUCAUUGAAGAUGAAGAAGGGGUGUCGAUGCCUCACCAGUGGCUGGAGGGUAACCUGCCAGUCAGUGCCAAAUGUGUGGUGUGUGACAAGAACUGCGGCAGCGUGCGGAGGCUGCAGGACUGGCGCUGCCUGUGGUGCAAAGCCAUCGUCCAUAACAGCUGUAAAGAACAAAUGGGGAAGGUGUGUCCCUUGGGUCAAUGUCGAGUGUCGAUCAUCCCUCCCACUGCACUUAACAGCAUCGACUCGGACGGUUUCUGGAAGGCCACCUCAGCGUCGUGCUCCAGCCCUCUCUUGGUCCUGGUCAACUCCAAAAGCGGGGACAACCAGGGCGUCAAGUUCCUCCGCAAGUUCAAGCAGCUCCUCAACCCGGCUCAAGUGUUUGACCUGAUGAACGGAGGACCGGAGCUUGGCCUGCGCCUGUUCCAGAAGUUCGUGACGUUUCGUAUUCUGGUGUGUGGAGGAGAUGGCAGCGUGGGCUGGGUGCUUUCAGAGCUGGAUAAACUCAACCUCCAUAAACAGUGUCAGCUCGGCGUUCUGCCUCUGGGCACAGGCAACGACCUGGCUCGUGUUCUGGGCUGGGGAGGCCUUUGCGACGAUGACGCUCAGCUGCUGCAGAUCCUGGAGAAACUCGAGAGAGCCACCACCAAAAUGCUGGACCGAUGGAGCGUGAUGACAUACGAGGUGCCCACCACCAAUAAACACACCCCGAUAGUGAAGGAAGACGACAGCCUGGAUUCUCCUCUGCAGGUCCACAUCACUCAGUAUGCAGACUCCGUGGCCUCCCACCUCGCCAAGAUCCUGGACUCGGACAAACACAGUGACGUCAUUUCCUCUGCCAAGUUUCUGUGUGGGACGGUGAACGAUUUCGUGGCGGAGGUGGGGAAGGCGUACGAGAGAGCCACGGAGAACAAGGAGGAGGCCGACGCCAUGGCAAAGAAGUGUGCGUUGCUGAACGAAAAGCUCGAUUCCCUCGUCAAGGCCUUAAGUGAAGAAGCAGAAGCACAGGUGGUUCCAGCAGGUUCUGUGCCCAACCAGGAGAGCGGCGGCUCUAGCCCCGGAGAAAGUGGCGGCGAGUCGGGGUCAGAGGGCAAAACGUACCGAUCCAAGGAGCAGCUGAUGCUCAGAGCUAACAGUCUGAAGAAAGCCCUGAGGCAGAUCAUUGAGCAGGCUGAGAAAGUGGUGGACGAGCAGAACAGACACACGCAGGUCCAGAGGAUGCCGUCCUCGUCCUCCAUCAAAAGAGAAAACAGCGAGGAGCUGAAGGACGCUGAGCCGCGUCAAGGAGGCUUGAGUCCGACCUCGCCCAUCGUCCUGGAGAAACCAGAGAGCCUCAACACCGUCACCUUCAACGAGGACUCUGUGCAAUGCUCAGAGAAGUGUGUGAUGAACAACUACUUCGGCAUCGGCCUGGACGCCAAGAUCUCCCUGGAGUUCAACAACAAGAGGGACGAGCAUCCCAAAAAAUGCAGUAGUCGCACCAAGAACAUGAUGUGGUACGGAGUCCUCGGCACCAAAGAGCUGGUCCAGAAGACGUACAAGAACCUGGAGCAAAGAGUUCAGCUGGAGUGUGACGGGGUUCCCAUGUCUCUGCCGAGUCUGCAGGGCUUGGCUGUUCUCAACAUCCCCAGCUAUGCAGGCGGCAUCAACUUUUGGGGAGGCACCAAGGAGGAUAAUAACUUCGGUGCUCCGUCAUUUGACGAUAAGAAACUGGAGGUGGUGGCUGUGUUUGGCAGCAUGCAGAUGGCCAUGUCCAGAGUCAUCAACCUGCAGCACCAUCGCAUUGCACAGUGCCGGCAGGUGAAGAUCACCAUCCUGGGGGAGGAAGGCGUUCCCGUGCAGGUGGAUGGGGAGGCCUGGAUCCAGCCGCCUGGCAUCGUCAAGAUCGUCCACAAGAACCGUGCGCAAAUGCUCACCAGAGACAGGGCGUUUGAGAGCACGCUGAAGUCGUGGGAGGACAAGAGGAAGAUUGACAGCUACCGCUCGUCCAGGCCCCGCCUCAACUCCCAGCAGUCCAUGGAGUACCUGACCGAGGAGGAGUGCGCCCAGGUUCAGCAGCUGGGCAUCGUGGCCGACAUGCUCAUCAGCAAGAUCCGCGAGGCAGCCAAGACCCACAAGCUGGUGGAGCAGGAGCUGGCUCACGCCGUCAACGCCACGGCGCUGGUGCUCACCGAGGCCAAACUGUCCAGCCCCGAGUGUCUGAGCCGCAGCACGGCGGUGGAGAUCGUGAACAGCAGCAAGGUCCUGCAGGCUGAGACCAAGAUGCUGCUGGACGGAAAACUACUGUCCGAGUCUCCGGAGGAAGAGGAGCUCCGCUCGACCCUGAACAGCCUCAGCGCCGAGCUCCACAAGCUGGACGACAUCCACUGGAUCUGUCCUCUCAUGCAGUGCUCCGAGGAGGACUCGGUGAGGAGCAGCAGCAAGAGCAGCAGCAGCAUGAAGCUGAAGAUCAUACCUAAGGGGAAGAAGGAGAGGGAGAAGCUCCACAAGCAGAAGUCUAACAGUUCCCUCUCAGGAGCUUGGGACAUCAAAGGUGGGGCCGCGGAGGCAGAUUCCUCAGGCAACUGAAGUCCUGCCCCAUGCGUUUUAUAAUGAUGACAGCGGAGGGUGUGGAGCGCAGCCCCCCUCCCGUCCUCCCCCUCCCACCACGACGCCCAGCGGUUUUGACCUGAGGUGUCAGGAAGAAAAGGAAAACCACCAUCCCCAACUUUUAUUCUCUUUCCUCCCCGGUUUACUCCUUCUUCGCCGUCCUUUUUUUCCUCUCUUCAGAUGGGGAGGAUUCAUUUCUUCUUUUUACUGAUUUUGUUUUGAAGGGGCCUGGCUUCGCGUCACUUCACCACCUGCUUUUGUCUCCGUGGACGAAGCCGACGGCAAAUCAAACUGAAGGUGUGAAUAGACAGCGUCCUCCUCGCAAACUUUAUUAUUAUUGUUAUUUUUUUUGACAAAGAAAUGUGUUUACGUGGUGCUGCAUGUCGAGUGCAACCAUCUUAUUUUAUAUCUACUAUCAUAAGUUUUUGUUCUUUCUCUUCAUUUUACUAGUUUUACUUCGGAACUUCUGAAUAGCCUUCUGAUUUCGUUUUCGUGGGACUUUCUGAAAGUAUUUAUUUUGUGUUGCUACUGCCAUGAGAACUCCCAACAAAGUCGACAAAAUGAACAAACUAAAACAUCUCAACCUUACCGUCUAGCAAACUGGAGGAUAUCUUAAAUGUUGCAAAAAAUAUAUAUAUAUACUGAGGAAUGUACCCGUGUGGACUCGUAUUAACCUGUGAAUAACCUUGAAUCAUAUGUGAUUUCACAAAGGUUCUACUGUUGUGGUUCUAAAGUGGUUCUUAAUGGGCUGUUGUGUGAGUCGUGUGUGGUCAGAGGCUAUGCAGCCGCUCUGCAGAAAUAACGAGUCGUUUCAUCUGAGGUUCUGCCUUGUGAAAAGAUCAGAUUGUGGGAUUUUGAAUUCAGCGAGGUCUAAAGUGUGACUUUUGUGUUUUUUUAAAAAAUAAUAAUAAUAAUAAUUCAUUUCUAGAUGAAAUGACUUGAUAUUUUUAGCAGUGCCUGGUAAAGGUGUUUUCAGAAGGAGGAAGCAUCAAGGACGCAAUCAAAGCUUACAGCUGCUCAGUAUAUUACUCCUACUUUGCCAUACUCAUGAUUGUAUAUGUAAUAUAAGAGUCAGUGGAUAUUUGAGUUUGCCUUGUCUGUGAUUAAAAACUAUUAUUAAUAAUAUUACAAAUAUAUUAUAUAUAUCUAUUUUUUUGUAUAUCUUAUUUUCCCAAUGGUAAUCUGUGAAGCUGUCCUGGCUUUGCUGCUUCCCCCCCUUUGACAAACUCCUUGGCCACCAUGCAUAUAAUCAAAGCCAACUGAUGCUGUUCUGUGUGUCCCUGCAUGCAUACUUAAACUUCCUUGGCCUCACAGUGAAAAACUGCCUCAUAAAAGGGAAUUUUAGGUCGUUCGUUAAAGUUAGCGACGUUAUUGUGAACAUUUGUUUAUUUCAACCUGCCCUGAGAAGCAGGUUUGCCGGCGUUUAGUUGGGAUGACGCAUCAGAAAUAUAAUUUCGUGGAAAGAUAACGCACAUCAAUGCCUGUCAGGUACUUUGCUGUCAGCCAUACUCGACGAGAAUGUAUCCGUUGAUGACCUUUUAAAGGAUACGCCAACAUUUUGGAACGUUUGCUCAUUUGCUGUUUUACCUCAAGACAAAUGAGAAGAUUAAUAUCUGGAGAUAUAAGUUAUUUUAGAUUUCUUAGUAUGACGCGUUGACUUUGAGUUGUAAAAAUACAUUUUAUUUCAGCUUGAAACUGGGGCUCCUGUCAGGAGGAGGCCCAAUGUCUUAGCUUAUCGCUAGUAAAAAAUAAUGUUUUCUUUUGCUAAAUGUGUUAAAUAUAUUAGCAAACUCCUUAAUUGUUGGAGCUUUGGCUGUUUUUCAUCCUUAACCAUCCCUUUUUUUAUUUUAUUUUUUUUUAGAAGCUAUGCUAAAGCAUUAGUAAGCUAACACUAUAGCCAAUGGACAGAAAUAAAAGUAUGAACAGCAAAAAGCGAAUUUUAUAAAAUUCUAUAGUGUUACUUGACAAGUUUUAAUUGCCAUGAUAAAAAAAAAGUUCACAAGACGAGGUUAAAACUGAAUGCUAAUUCUAGCUAGAGUUAGCUAAACCACGUAACUGUUGCUAAAGAAUGCUACGCAGCUUAGUUUAUGCUAAUAUGUGCCGUUUGCUCCUCCACUUCCAAAACCACAAAAAGGAUAAAAAAAAACUUUUUUUAUUGGACAUUACAUUUAUAAGAGAGGCUGAAAUGCUAAUUGUUGAGCUUCUUCCCAUUAGUCUAAAGGGUUGGAUCUUGAUUUUCCUUUAUUUUUAAGUUACUUUUAACUUUUAAGUUAUUUUUAAGUUACUUUUACCAAGCUAACCCUUGAUGGGACGGGUUUACUGUGAGGCAUUGUAGAUGUUCAGCUCUGGUAGGAUUGUGCUACUGUAAUCCAUAGUGUGCCAGCUAUACUACACCUUAGAGGCUUUAGUGGUGUCGUGCCAAGUUUGUUCAGUGGGUAACGAGACAUACAAAGCGUGAGAGAGCGCGCGCAAGCUUCAGCUGCGAAAGAUGCUGUAUGUCGUACAUUUCAAAGUUUACUGUAUCUUGCCUUGCACUUUACAAAGAAGCAAAGUUAAUGGGGAAAAAAAGACUUGCGUGUGAGUGUGUGUGUUAACAUUUUGAUUGUUUACGAGUGUUUUUUUUAAUUGACUUGAUGGGAAAAAAAUCUUUUAUUUAUGACAAAUGUAUAAGGACAAAAGUGUGUUGAUAAAAUGUAAUAUAUCUAAUCGUAAAAGAAUGAUAAAUGUUCAUUACAUUGCUGGUUGUACAAUUACUCGCAGAGCAGCUUGAGACAUCGCAUUCAUCGCCAAUGAUAUAAUGUGUGAUUACUUGUCGUUCCGUUGUCAAAGCAGUGUCACCAAAAUGUCCUUUCACCAAUUGGUAUGGAAAUUGUAUUCUAAAAGAAAAAAAAGAAAAUAAAAGAAAACAUAAUCAAGACAUGUUUAAAUUAUUUGAUCUUGAAGCCAAAAUAAUCGGAUUCGUCCAGUGUUAUUUACAGACUAAUGAGUUGUUUACACAAAAAGAGUUGUUCAUCCUGUGUUAAGCCAAUAUUUGGGUGAAAUCUUUGUGUAUCACUUUUGAUUUGAUUAGCUUUUGACAUGCUGAUAACGACCAUGUUUGGGAAUGCACAUUUGUAUGGAAGCCAUUUUUGAAAAAUAAGUCAUUUGUUUAAAGAGCUUUUUAUCAUGAUUUAAUAGUUGUUGUUUUUUUUCCUGUCAUUUUUGGACUGAAACUCUUCUGAAGACUAUAAAAAUGACAGCUGAGGAACAGAAAGGAAUCCACCGAUUACGCUCAACCAUGUUUUGUGCAACAGUAUUCCAUAGACGACAUUUGUGAACGCACCCUCUGAUCUGAACAGCCUAUAUAUUGAGACUGUGUGCGCCAACGCUGGAAGCCAGUCUUGAUGUUGCACGACCUUGUAAAUUGCGAGGUGUUUUAUUGUGUUAUCGUGUGAAGUAUGUAACAAAGACAACGUCAGUGCAACUCUCUGGAGAUUAAAUGAAUUAUUGUGUGAUAUAAGUGUGAA